AUGUCUGCUAGAAAGCUUCAGCCAUCGGGGACAUCGCCUCCUCACCCUUCCAGAACUUUCCACCACUCCACGCAGACCUUAUCUUCAGAGGAAGAAGGUACUGAGGGAGAUGAGGAGAGUUCAAUGGAAGAAUUUUUAUUUCCUCAAGAGGAAGAGAGCCUGGAGGAAGACCAGUACCUGGAGGAGGAGGAAAAUUAUCUGAAAGGAAAGGAGUAUCUGUAUGAAAAGGAGUAUCUGAAGGAGGAAAAGUAUCUACAGAAGAAAGAGCUGCUGGAAGGAAAAAUGUUUCUGUAUGAAAAGUUUCUGGAAGAGGGUCACAUGCAACUUCGGAUCUGUGGGUCUUCCACUUACGACAGGAGGCUUGUAAGUGAAUGGCAGACUGUUGUGACCAGUUCCUAUCAGUCAGUGUUCAGGACCAUGCUCAAAGAAAUGGCAGCUCGCAAUGAAAUGGAGGAGGAUAUGAACAUUCCCCUGACUGGUCAUCUGGAGAGUGAGACCAGAAGGAAACUGGGAAUUCUGCUGAAGAAAAAUUUUGGAAAAUAUAAGGAAACAAUCCUCUGGAUUAUGAAGAAACGUGAAAACUUAUUUAACCAAAGGGCUACAGAGACCACUUUCACAUUCCACUUAUGUAAUCUACCACCACAAGAUGAGGAGUCUGAGAAAGAAGUAGUCGAACAAUCUCAUCGUCUUGUUCGCCGUAAGAAGACGCUAGAAAUACACACAGACUGGAUAAAGAGCAAGAUUAAGGUACAUCAAGGUGAUGGAAAAAUCAUUCUCUACCCCAAUGAGACUGUCUUCCAAAUUCUCUUUCCCGAUGGAUCAGGCCAGAUAUAUUAUCCAUCAGGACACCUGGCUAUGCUCAUCCUCAGUAUAAAAGAGGGAAAGUUCACAUACAUCAUUCUGGAAGACAAUGAAAAUAUGUGUGUCCGGGCCAUUAUCAACAACUCUGGCCAUGCCACCUUCUGUGAUGAAAAUGGAAACAUCUGGUUGAACCUGAGCCAAAACCUGGGCUUCUACUUCGCCAGAGACAAGUACCAGAAGGCCUGGAACUGGUGGGAUCUGAACCUGCACAUCCACGCGCCCCCCGUCCAGCCCAUCUCCUUGAAAAUCAACCAGUACAUCAAGGUACAAAUAAGGAGCCAGGAUAAGAUCAUCUUCCGCUUCAACCACAAAAAGAAGCACAUCUGCUUAAACCUAGGCACCAAGUACAAGUACAUUACCCCGGCGGUGCUGAGCAAAAUGAAGAAGAAAGCAGUCCUGGAGAUGGAAUUCAGUUCAACGGCUCGGAAGAUCCAGAUCCUUCUGGGAAAAAUGAGUAAGAUCCUGAAUAUACUGACCAUCUCUGACUUGGAAUGCUUCAUACAGGGCAUCAAGAUCUUUCCAACAAGACAAUAUGAGUUGGAGGAGGAACUCUCAUCUUCCAAGCUGGGGCAGUCACCAAAUUGUGCUGCUUCGGCACGUGCUGAAUGUUUCGGGGAGGUGGAGGUGUCCAAAGCCCCGAGAAAACCCCCAAAGCCCUAG
This is a messenger RNA of Balaenoptera acutorostrata (minke whale), 1521 nucleotides long. It is a transcript of the gene ERICH6B, whose product is annotated as glutamate rich 6B. The record is from RefSeq and is a predicted model, not a curated record. The transcript is spliced from 9 exons. The coding region runs from base 1 to 1521 and encodes 506 amino acids. Lineage: Eukaryota; Metazoa; Chordata; Mammalia; Artiodactyla; Balaenopteridae.